UCUGCAGUACGUCAGUACAAUUUUAGAUCUCGAGCGAGCAAGUUCGUCCGGAAUAAACAGAGGUACAUCCAAUGAAAGCCGUCAUUUUUGGGCAUUAACGCGGACUCCAGAUUGCCCCAGGAAAACCACAUUUUUUGUCGCAGUGCAUCAGAGGAUCAUGUACAUUUACCCGAGCUCCCCGGAAUCAGCAUCGUCCUUGCAGUCCGAAGAGAGUGCGGCCAUCAAGAUCCAGGCAGGAUUUCGUGGCUAUAGAGUUCGCAAAGAAAUCCAUCGAUCCAGCAAAUCAGCAAAUCCUCGCCUAUCCAAUCCGCAUACCCGGAGAAAUCAACGCCAGCGUCCAAAAAACAACGCCCUCAUGGAAAACCAGGAAAAUACGGGAAAUUCCCGACCCAAUAUCGAUGAACAGAAGGUGACUUCCGAAAAUGGAGGAAAAUCUGUGGAGGAUCGUUCGGCCACCAAGAUCCAGGCAGGAUUCCGUGGUUUCCUGGUGCGAAAGAAGCAGAAAAUUGCCACCGAUGCGGCCGUUAAAAUUCAGGCUGGCUUCCGGGGAUUCAAAACACGCAAAGAAUUGAAACAAUGCGAGCCCAUUGUGUAAUAAUUUUUAGGGCGUUGUUCUACAAUUCGAAUUUCUACUGUACAUACAAAUAUGUGUAUUCAAAACCUACCAUUUAGUUCAAUACGUGUCGUGUAAAUAGUUUAAUAUUAACUGAUAGCUUCCAGAAGAAUAAAAUACUCUUACUCAAGAAACCGGAAUCUUGAAAGACAACCAUUA
Messenger RNA from Drosophila eugracilis, 772 nucleotides. Its product is annotated as abnormal spindle-like microcephaly-associated protein homolog. The transcript has a single exon. Lineage: Eukaryota; Metazoa; Arthropoda; Insecta; Diptera; Drosophilidae. Gene Ontology annotation, molecular function: calmodulin binding. The coding region runs from base 158 to 595 and encodes 145 amino acids. The record is from RefSeq and is a predicted model, not a curated record.